Leptopilina heterotoma is the source of this 1457-nucleotide messenger RNA. RefSeq names its product cysteine and histidine-rich domain-containing protein (gene mora). Lineage: Eukaryota; Metazoa; Arthropoda; Insecta; Hymenoptera; Figitidae. The record is from RefSeq and is a predicted model, not a curated record. The transcript is spliced from 4 exons. Bases 186 to 1265 code for a protein of 359 amino acids.
AGUCAUAAACAGAUAAACCAUAAACUAUUUCGGGAACAUUCGCAAAUAUUUAACUUGAAUUUUGUUUAGCAGUUUUGCAUAAUUUAGCCAGUUUUUAGCGAAAGCAAGCCACAGUUAGUGGAGAAAAAACAAAUAAAAAUAAUUAUUAUUUUCAAUUAUUGACCAAGAAUUUAUAGAUAGGAAAAAUGAUUCGAUCACUUAGUGUUGAAAGAUUAAAAGAAGAGGAAACUCUCGAUCUAAAUACAAAAAUGGUGCAGAAAGUUUUAGUAAAUUGUUAUAAUCGAGGAUGUGGUCAAAAGUUUGAUCCUAAUGAGAAUGAAGAAGAAUCAUGUUUUCAUCAUCCGGGUGAACCGGUUUUUCACGACGCCUAUAAAGGUUGGUCAUGUUGCAAUAAAAAGUGUACGGACUUUACGGAAUUUUUGAAUAUUAAAGGAUGCACAAGAUCGUAUCAUUCCGAUGUGAAACCACCGGAACCGGAGAAGCCAAUUAUUGAUAAAUCAAAAGCUCACGAAGUUAUUGAAGUUCGUGGUCAAUCGCUUAACACUUGCUGCUCGAAAUUGGAGAGACCUGAUUUUCACUUACCGUGUGUUUUAUUAAAACCAACCGUGUCUCCCGCACUUUUAGAACAAAUGAAAGAAUUAAAAACUACCUCUCCAACGGCGGAUGAUUCAGCUGAAAUUAUUAUUGGACAGAAUUGUCAAAAUAAAGCGUGUAAAGGCACGUAUCAAGGUGCUGAAUCGGAUAAGGAAAUUUGUCGUCAUCAUCCUGGUGAACCGAUAUUUCACGAGGGAUUGAAAUAUUGGUCGUGCUGUCAAAAGAGAACGACUGACUUUUCUGCAUUUUUGGAACAACCCGGUUGUGUUGAGGGUGAACAUUUGUGGAUAUCGAGGGCUGUUGGUAGUAAAGUAAAUUGUCGAUUAGACUGGCAUCAAACGGGAUCUUUCGUUUAUAUUUCAAUUUAUGCCAAGAAAUAUAAUGCCAACAAAUCAUCAGUAAAAUUGAAUCCAAUUCACUUGAUCGUUGAUUUACAUUUCAUGGACGAUAGUUCAGCCUACAAUCUUGAUUCUGAAUUAUUUGGGAUCGUAGAUGUUGAAGAGAGUGUCGUAAAUAUGCUUCCAACGAAAGUAGAAAUUAAAUUGAAGAAAAAAGAACCUGGUUCUUGGACAAAAUUGGAAAUUCCACGAGCGAAUUCAACAGAAUCUGGAGAUUCUCAAGAGGACAGUAAUACUGACAGAGUUAAUGCCGUAGAUCUCAGUGAUCUUUAAUUAAAAAAAAAAACUAUAAAUAAUUUCCUUUCUUUUUUUAAUGUUAAUUUAAAGAAAAUGCAUUUUUGCCUGUGGUUUAUUAAUAAUUAAGGAGUUUAAAUUAAAACUCGAGAUUAAGUAAUAUUUCAGUCUAGAAGAAUUCUUUUUCUUUAAUAACUUACUUUCGUGAAUAAAUAUAUUUUUUAAUAUUAA